CCAGAAGCUGUUUUUGAGCAGAAGAAGAAGAAGCAGCUUCAACAACACACCGUGUCCGCCAUUUGCUCCUUCUGCUGCUCCGACUCGGUUUUCUUCCUGUUUCGUCUUUAAAUUUAAACUAAAACCCGGUUCACCUGAAGUCACCUGAGCGCGAGGCAGGUGCACGUCACAGCGGCGGUGAUGGCGGCCGACCGACGCGAAGACAAAGAUGGAGAACUGAACGUGUUGGAGGAUCUGUUGACUGAAGCUCCAGACCAGGACGACGAGCUGUACAACCCCGAGACCGAGAGAGAGCUGACCGACAAGAAGGGAACAAAGAGGAAGUGCGAGCGCUCUGACAGCCAUGAUCUGAAGAGGCUCCGCCCUUCAUCAGGCCACGCCCCCUCCAGGUCGUCCUCAGCCAAUAAGAGAGCCCAGGGCCCGCCUCUUUCCUCCUCCUCUAAGAGGACGGCGUCGAGCCCCCGCGGCCGACAUGCCGCCGGUGGGUACCGCCAUGAAUACUACGAGGAGCGAAAGGGGCGGCGAGGGGCCCGAGAGGCGACCAGGAGCCGUGGAGGAGAGGACACACGGCGGCGAGACUCCCAGAGAGUCCUGGACGGUCUGAGCCAGAAGCUGCGGCGUGAUGAACGGCGGGCAAGCCCCUCCCCCCACGAGGAGGACAACCAAUCAGAGGAAGAGGCGGCUGAGUACGGGUCGGAGCAGGGGUCGGGAAGCUCCUCCCCUGCUGCCUCCCAUGUAGAGGAGGAGGAAGAGGAGGAUCAGGAGGAGGACGAGGAGGACGAGGAGGAGGGCAUGGAGGAGGAGGACGAGGAGGAGGAGGAGGAGGAAGGAGAGAAGGACGAGGAGGAGGAGGAUGAGGAGGAUGAGGAGUAUGAGCGCCGCGGCGGUGGCGAAGGGAACGACUAUGACACUCGGAGCGAGGCCGGCGACUCGCGCUCUGCCUCCUCCGUCAGCUUCUCUGAUGACGGCGAGACGGCUCGCUCGGGCUCCGGCUCCGAGGCCUCCGGUUCAGAGAAGAAGCAGGAAAAGUUGUCGUCGUCGGUCCGAGCCGUUCGUAAAGGGAUGGAGAAUCCUACCAGUAAGCUGCGGUACAUCCUGCGAGACGCUCGCUUCUUCCUCAUCAAGAGCAACAACCAUGAGAAUGUUUCUCUGGCUAAAGCCAAGGGUGUGUGGUCGACGCUACCUGUCAAUGAGAAGAAGCUGAACGCAGCUUUCAGAUCGGCUCGGAGCGUCGUCCUCGUCUUCUCCGUCAGAGAGAGCGGCAAAUUCCAAGGUUUCGCUCGUCUGGCGUCAGAGUCUCAUCACGGAGGAUCUCCCAUCCACUGGGUUCUUCCUGCUGGCAUGAAUGCCAAGAUGCUGGGUGGAGUCUUUAAGAUCGACUGGCUCUGCAGGAGGGAGCUUCCCUUCACGAAGACGGCUCACCUGUCCAACCCCUGGAACGAACACAAGCCUGUGAAGAUCGGACGUGAUGGACAGGAAAUCCAGCCAGACGUUGGUGCUCAGCUUUGCACCCUGUUCCCCUUGGAUGAGAGCGUGGACGUCCACCAGGUGGCUCGCCGCGUUCGUCACAAGCGUCGGACGCCAUCGGAGCCGCGGCCCAGAGGCCGACCGCCGCAGCGUGAACCGGGAAGGCGUCGACCUGAAGAGUACGAUCUCCACGGCAGGAAGCGGCCGCGAGCCGACGGUCCACCUGACUUCAACCAGCGAGCAGGGUUUAUCCAGGACCUCCGCAACCAGCCAGUGGACAGACGUUUCUCCAGCGUCAGACGAGACGUGUUUCUCAACGGGUCCUAUAACGACUACAUGAGGGACUACCACCACAGCGUCGGUCCUCCUGCUCCCUGGCAGACUCUGGCGGCGUACCCCGGUGUGGAGCAGCCACCCCCCCAUCACCCCCCCUAUUACCACCACAGCCACCCCCCUCCACCCCCCCACCAGGCUUACCACCACCACCACCACCCGGCCCUUCCACCACAUGAGGCUCCGCCCCCUCGCUUCAGAGACAAGCAGAGAGCGCCGCAACACCGUGCCUUCACGUCCAGCCCGCACGACUACGACAUGCGUGUGGACGACUUCCUGCGGCGGACGCAGGCCGUGGUGAGCAGCCGCCGUGAGCGCGAGCGGCAGCGUGAGCGGGAACGAGGCGGACCCCGCCGCGAGAGAGAGAGAGAGCGAGCGAGGGACAGAGACAGAGAGAGAGAGAGGGACAAAGAGAGGGGGCGGUAUCGCAGGUGAUCUGAUGAUGUCACAGCCUGUCAGCCUGCGGGGCUUUUAUUUUGAUGGGUUCCUGUUUUUUCUUGAAAAUUAUGAAUACGAAAUGAGCUCCGUGAUGACAUCAUCAACUUUUAUGUGAAUAAAAUAAAAAACCAAACAUCUGGUGAUUUUUGGUCAAAACUCUUAUUUUGAUGAUCCUGUGACAUCAUUUCCUUCCAGGCACACGCCGGUCACAUGGCUCCGUUUGUUUCUGCUGCUCACAUUAAACAUGUGAUUUAAAUGAAACAUCUGUGUUCGAUGUUUUUCAGUGUUUUAGUGCGGAGGUUUCAACAUGAGGGUCGGGGCCCUCUGAGGAGUCGCCACAUAAAUCUACUUCCUGUUUGUUUUUCCUUCUCUCUGAUUGGUUGUUACUGUGAUGACCAAACCUCCCCUGAUCACAGACGUUGUUUAUUGAUCAGUGGCAGGUUGAACUGAUCUGUGUUCGGUCUAACAGAAAACUUUGUUUCCUGUUUGUGAACAGAGGAAACGGCACCUGUGCUCGUUUUUGUACAAAAGCCUGAAAUCGACUGUUUUUUCGGUUCAGAUUUUCAUCUGAUUUGUUGUUUUUUUUCUUUAAUGUUUGGAUUUAUGUACAAAUAAAGUUUCCAAGAAUAAAACAGCUGUGUAGAUUAGAGGUUUGUGUGCGGGGGGGACGACACUUCAAACAACAUUAAUAAAGAGUCUAAAAACAUCA
Molecule: messenger RNA, 2947 nt
Organism: Lates calcarifer (barramundi perch)
Lineage: Eukaryota; Metazoa; Chordata; Actinopteri; Centropomidae
Gene: ythdc1
Product: YTH N6-methyladenosine RNA binding protein C1
Exons: 16
Coding region: 181-2235 (684 amino acids)
Biological process (GO): regulation of alternative mRNA splicing, via spliceosome; mRNA splicing, via spliceosome
Cellular component (GO): nucleoplasm
Molecular function (GO): N6-methyladenosine-containing RNA reader activity; mRNA binding
Source: RefSeq, a predicted model, not a curated record